Messenger RNA from Oppiella nova, 1605 nucleotides. The record is from the annotation of a GenBank genome assembly. NCBI's taxonomy places the organism in Eukaryota, Metazoa, Arthropoda, Arachnida, Sarcoptiformes, Oppiidae.
UUCAAAGGCGAACGCAAACAGUUCUCCGCCGAAGAGAUCUCGUCGAUGGUGUUGACGAAGAUGAAGGAGACGGCGGAGGCAUACCUCGGCCGCCCUGUGACCGACGCCGUGGUCACUGUUCCCGCUUAUUUCAACGAUAGCCAACGCCAGGCCACGAAAGACGCCGGCGCUAUAGCCGGACUCAAUGUGUUGAGGAUUAUCAACGAACCGACCGCAGCGGCCAUCGCCUACGGACUCGACAAGAAGACGGGCGGCGCGAGGGGUGAGCAGAAUGUGUUGAUCUUCGACUUGGGCGGCGGCACGUUUGACGUGUCGGUGCUCACCAUCGAGGGCGGCCUCUUUGAGGUGAAGUCGACCGCAGGGGACACACACUUAGGCGGUGAGGACUUCGACAAUCGAAUGGUCGCUCACUUCGAGAAAGAGUUUCAGCGCAAACACAAAAAGGAUUUGUCGGCGAAUAAGCGGGCGGUUCGACGACUGCUGACGGCCUGCGAGCGGGCGAAGCGAACCCUCUCAGCAUCGAGUCAGGCGUCCAUUGAAAUAGACUCACUCUUCGAGGGCAUCGACUUCUACUCGACGAUCACGAGAGCCCGCUUCGAGGAGUUGUGCGCCGACCUCUUCCGGCAGACCCUCGAACCGGUCGAGAAGGCCCUCCGCGACGCCAAAAUCGACAAAUCGGGCGUCGAUGAGGUGGUGCUCGUGGGCGGCUCCACACGUAUUCCCAAAAUCCAGAAACUCCUUCAGGACUUCUUCGGCGGCAAAGAGCUCAACAAAUCCAUUAAUCCGGACGAAGCCGUGGCCUACGGGGCGGCCGUUCAGGCGGCGAUCCUCACCGGCGACACCAGCUCUGCCGUUAAGGACAUACUGUUGCUCGACGUGACGCCCCUAUCGUUGGGCAUCGAGACGGCCGGCGGUGUCAUGACUAACCUGAUCGCCCGCAACACGACUGUCCCCACACGACAGACCCAGAUAUUCAGUACGUACGCCGACAACCAACCGGGUGUUCUCAUACAAGUGUUCGAAGGGGAACGGGCGAUGACUCGCGACAACAACCUGUUAGGUAAGUUCGACCUGACAGGCAUACCGCCGGCGCCCAGAGGCGUACCCCAGAUUGAGGUGACGUUCGACGUCGACGCCAACGGCAUACUCAACGUGUCGGCCGCUGACAAGAGCACUGGUAAACAGAACAAGAUCACCAUAACCAACGACAAGGGAAGGCUAUCGAAGGCAGAGAUCGAGCGUAUGGUACGGGAGGCCGACCAGUAUAAAGAGGACGACGAGAGACAGAGGGAUCGCAUUCAGGCGAAGAACGCGUUGGAGGCGUACGCGUAUGGCGUGAAGUCGGCCGCUGAGGACACAGCGCUCAAGGGAAAGGUGUCCGAUGCGGACCGACAGAAGAUUUUGGUGGCAGUGGGAGAGGCGCUCAAGUGGUUGGACUGCAAUCAGAUGGCGGAGAAGGAGGAGUUCGAGUACAAGCAGAAGGAGUUGGAGGCCAUCUGUAAACCCAUUAUCUCGAAGAUCUAUGAGAGCGCCGGCGGACCCGCAGGUAGACAGGGGUCGACCGGUGGCGAUGGAAAGGGACCCACCAUUGAAGAGGUCGACUAA